This is a messenger RNA of Porites lobata, 288 nucleotides long. Lineage: Eukaryota; Metazoa; Cnidaria; Anthozoa; Scleractinia; Poritidae. The record is from the annotation of a GenBank genome assembly.
GAUGAUGAUGAUGAUGAUGAUGAUGAUAGUUUUUGUGAUGAUGAAGGUAACGAUGAUGAUAAUGGUCGUGAAGUUGCCGCUGCUGAUGAUGAUAAUGAUGAUUAGAGUGACGAGGAAGCUGAUGAUUAUUACUAGAACCAUUACGACAGAGAUUGAAGUCAUGACAUUUUCGAACAGCCAAUAGUAUCCCUGGGGUGUAUUAACCAGCAAAUUCGCGCUCUGCAUAUCAGUGAUGAUAAUGAUGAUGAUGAUGACGAUGACGAUAGUGAUGACGAUGAUGAUGAUUAG